Molecule: messenger RNA, 4419 nt
Organism: Zootermopsis nevadensis
Lineage: Eukaryota; Metazoa; Arthropoda; Insecta; Blattodea; Termopsidae
Product: ubiquitin carboxyl-terminal hydrolase MINDY-3 homolog
Biological process (GO): protein K48-linked deubiquitination
Molecular function (GO): calcium ion binding; K48-linked deubiquitinase activity; cysteine-type deubiquitinase activity
Source: RefSeq, a predicted model, not a curated record
UUUGCACUACGACCUAAAUCAACGUGGCCGCGGAGCGAAUUUCUUCAGGGCGUCUGUAUGUCUUGUCACAUAUCGUAAUAUUUGUUCUGUGUAAUGUUAUAGUUGUAAUUUUGUCAUUUUAAUGGUGUCACACAAUAACGUUUGACUAAGAAUAAUGGCAGACCAUUCAAGUGCAUCAUCGUAUAGUGAGUUACAAGAGAUUAGGAAAUUAUUAUGGGGCCCAUACGUCAAAGAGGACGUUUUUCGAAGAUGGGCCCAAGGGUUCCAUUUUAGCAAGGAUGAGCCUACAGCUCUCGUUCAAUGUGAAGGGGGUCCUUGUGCUGUACUGGCGCCUGUUCAAGCCUUUAUACUUAAAUCUUUGUUAUCUGAAACAGUGGGGAAUAAUUGGAGAGAGGUUGAUGUAGAUAAAUGUAAUGAGUUGCUUGUUCAGGCUGCAUGUGAUAUCUUAACGCAAGCUAGUGAACGUAAUGGAGGGCAUUACAUAGUGGUUCAUAUGAAUAAUGAUGUGAGAAGUCUAACUUCACCUAACAGUGUUCUAACAAAUGGAGAAGAACCAUUAGAGAAUCCAUCAACAGAGCUGAUAGAAACCUCGGCUAAACGGCAGAAACUAGAACAUGAGCAUUUCCAUACACAACUUAGAUUACUGUCUCUAGAACGUGUUGAAGAUGUGGAAGCCUUUUACUUUGAAAGGAUAGCAAUCUUGAGAGAAACAUUUGGAGUCUUACUUCUCUUAUAUUCUGUUAUUUCCACAAAGGGUGUGGAGCAGAUCCGGAGUGAAAUGAAUGAUCCAACAGAGCCACUGAUUGAUGGUACAUAUGGGUAUGGGAGCCAGAGUUUAAUUAAUCUGAUGUUGACUGGACGAGCAGUUGGGCAUGUGUGGGAUCAUGACCAAGAUGUUGGUGGUCUUAAAUUGCGCGGCAUAGAUUGCCAGAGUGAAGUUGGCUUCUUAGCAUUAUUAGAGCACCUACGCUAUUGUGAGGUUGGUUCAUUUCUAAAGAAUCCCAAGCAUCCUGUGUGGGUCCUGGGCAGUGAAACGCAUCUAACAGUAUUGUUCUCCUUGGAAAAGCGCUUGGUGAGCCCAGAGACCCCCAGUGAAGUGGCCAGACGUGUUUUUAAAAGUUUUGACCCUGAUGGAAAUAACUUCAUCUCAGCUGUGUUACUGCAAGAUGUGUUAAGAGCAUUGGAACUAGUUUCAGAGGCAGAAUAUGUGGAAAUCAUGACAAGGAAGCUUGAUGCAGAGAAUCUGGGCAUCAUUCUACUUAAUGCCUUCAUGGAAGAAUUUUUUCCAGAACAGAAGCAAUCGACACCAGACACAUUCACUCUGUUCCAUUACAAUGGCCAGCCUCGCUCAUGUCCUGAUGGAAGGGUUGUGUAUCAAGAAGGAAAUGCAGUAUUACUGGAAUGCGACAUGAAAUGUGUACUAGAAAGUAAUCCAAUGUUGACUUGUCUACAAACCAAGUGGCCCAAUAUAGAGGUGCAGUGGUUGUCUGGUGUUACACCAUCACUGAACUAAUGAGGAAUUUUUUGUGUUUGCUACGUAAAAUAAGGUAGUUGGAUGAACAGAGUCAGUUUUGCAGAAUUCUGUAAGUAAAGAAGAUGGUGAAGUUCAUUUGUAGAAAACUGGCAGAUGAAAGAUUGUAGAAUAUUUAUAUAUUUUGCAUCUACUAAGGAACAAGUGAAUGCAUAAUUAAGAAAACAGGCAUGCCUGCAGUUGGAAUGAGGUUCUUCUACAAGCCUUCCUCUGUCAGACUUGGUUUAUGAAAUGUUAGGAUUGGCUUUAGAGUACAGUCUACAAGGCUGUCAAUACUUACGUGAUUGAUGGCUGUUCACAAGAAGACUAAGACAGAACUGUGAUGUACCUGAAAGAGCUGUCCAUGGCAGUUGUAUUAACCACUUGGCAGUUGGGAGUUGUGUAGGAGUGAUGUCUCCGUACACUAAAUGCAAGAAUAUUAUUCUUUCAGAUCGCAAGACGUGUAACUUCAAGCAUAACAGAGCAUAAAACUGUAACAUGUUGAAUAUAUCCAGAUGGGAGUCUAAUAAAGGCAAUGCAUGUAUAGUAUAAGGAAGGAAUCUUACAAAUUAUAUAUAUAGAUUUGCUCAAGUGUUGAGGGCUUCUGGUAUAUAAUAGAAUUACAAAGAUGCAUAAACUGUUGGACAUAUCCUGUAACAAAGAUAUUUAUACUUCAUUGAUCCAUUAUAGCACCGAUAUUUAGAGUUUAAUUUAUUUUUCCUUUUUUAAGUUUAUCCUUCUGUGUGAAAUUAUUUAUGUUUCAUUACUUUAAAUUUGAACUGAAUCUUACAUGCAUAGAAUUUAUAUGUCUAAACUGACCGAAAAUCACCAUGUGUUACUACACCAGGCUUUGCUGGUCUAACAAUAAUUUCUGGGAAGAACUAAUGAUUUGUACUUGGCCUUUAGAUUCUUCAGUCUGUAUGGCAAGUCUAGCGAGUAUCACAAAUUAAUAAUUCUGUGACUUGGUGGCAGAUGUUUGUACAUAAUCUCCACUAGUACAAAUUUUGACUAAAUGAAAUUUGUGUGAUAUCACCAUUGCCAUGUUUAUAAUUGUUGACAUGUAAAUACCAUUUCAUACAGAAUUUGGUUGUAGUAUUUAUGAUCUUUCUUCAUACCAGAUUUCACAUACUUAGCUUCAAUGGUUAUUAAUUCAUAAUUGCCUUCAAACCAAAAAUUAAAUACGUAUAUUGUGUGGCUGUCACAUUUACAUUCUUCUAAAAUAGUUCCUUAGCAAAAGUUACAUAUUUUUGAACACCUAAUAUCACCUCGACUCCACUCAAACUCCAUAGGGCAGCGGUAUAUUUAUAUGUAUAAAUAUGUAAUCACAAUUUUGUGUUUUAUCAGGAUAUACUGUAUUUUAACUUUAAAUGAGAGUUAAUUUUUGUGACCCUAAUCCCUGUUAUACAAAGUUAAUGUUUUAUCAUCAUCAUCACCAUACUUUCAUUCUUGGAACACAUUCUGCUUAUUUCUUAAACAUUCAAUAAUUACUUCUCAUGAUGCAGGUUCAUUUUCAUAUUAUUGUCAGAAAGUAACUUUACUUCCAUGUCUGCUUUAUGUUUUCAAGGCAUGGUGGUAAUCACAGGGAUAAUUUAUUUCCUUAGUUUACAUUUGGUAAACCUGUUCAUAAAACUUUGUAUUUUGGUGAUUUUCAUCCUCAUAAUAUCAAAGUAAUUCAAUAUUAUUUUACACUACACCCCAAAUAUAUAAAUAGUUUGACUCAUUUUAGGGCUUAAUUGGAAAUGAGCAGGACAAGAAGUGCAGUCAAUUGCUAUGGCUGGCACAGAUUAGGAUAAUAAAAUAUUCUGUAUGCAUCUCACAGCAGAUUGCAAUAGAAAGAAAAUGUAAUUGAAAUUCUUCUAUAUUUAACUGAUUCAAUAAUAUUUUAAUUUAAAAGUAGCAGCAAGAAACUAACUCACUUGGGUUGCCAAGAGGUCUAAAAAUAAAUCAUUUGGAGAGAUUCACACUGGAUAUGCUAAGGCUUAAUUCAUAUGUGUACUGUGGAUGGGAAACCUAAAACAAUAUGUUGCAAUACUGUUGAUAUCUGCUGGUAUCAGCUUCCUUUUUCUUUUCUUUUGUUAUGUGAUAUAGUAUGUUCAGUUAUUUUUACAUUUUAAUUUUUGGUAGUUUACAGGUUGUAAUAUAGUGAUGAUGGUAAUAUCUUUGAAAAAUGUUCAUAGAAAUUUAAAAUCAUGUGAGGAAAAAAUUGAGUGGAAGAAAUGGAUUAAGAUAAAAUUGUAAAAUACAAGUUUAAUGAUAAAAUUGAAUAAACCAUGAUACACAAUACAAUAAUAUAUUUUAACUUUCAUGAAUUUAAUCAAACACGUUUGUGUAUGUGUACAGGUAUGUUUAGUUACUUCAAAAGUUUAAAAUGGACUAGACACAAUAAUUAUUAUUUUGAUAUGAAGAAAAUUAGUUAACAGAUUUGCUUUCUUGAUAUCUCGCAUCUGCCAAAAUCCUAAUUCAGUUCAGUAUGAAACCUUUUAGAUUAUAACUGAAUCCAACCCAUAUGUGUAUACCAUACCUGCAUACUUCAUAAUGACUGAUAGUAAGAAGACAGUCUGGAUGACAAGAAAUGGCCAUUCCCAGAAGAAUUAGGAAACCUGUUUUAGACCAUACAUUCAAAGCAUAUUUAAUUGAAGUAGAGUAUUGGAUAUGUUUAUUAUAAAAAAUAUACUUUAAGCACCACAGUGUUUUAAUUUUAAUAACAGAUAUUUUCAUAGGAAUGAAUAUGUAAAGGCCAUAGCUGGUGAAGGGCCUGUUUAAAAUGUACUGCUUUCAUGGAAUUGCUAGGAAACGGUUUUAUUCACCAAAUGUUUCUUAACUUGCCCAGUUAAAAUUAAGUAGGUCAUAAUCUUGCUACAGUUAGACUGUGAGAUAAUAGACAUUGGUAUAUUUUUGUUGUUGUCUUU